Molecule: messenger RNA, 3309 nt
Organism: Ustilaginoidea virens
Lineage: Eukaryota; Fungi; Ascomycota; Sordariomycetes; Hypocreales; Clavicipitaceae
Exons: 4
Coding region: 1-3309 (1102 amino acids)
Biological process (GO): astral microtubule depolymerization; mitotic spindle assembly
Cellular component (GO): spindle microtubule; mitotic spindle; microtubule organizing center
Molecular function (GO): microtubule binding
Source: RefSeq, a predicted model, not a curated record
AUGGCCGACAAGCUCACCGAUUCGCAGGUCGCCGAUCUGCUGGCCAUCCUGCGCAGCGACUCUCCACUGGAUGCCAAAGUCCAGUUCGUCACCAACGUCAAAAGCGGCAUCAAACAGCACAACGUCCCCGAAAGCUGCGUUGCCCAAUUGUUUGAUGGCCUGCGAACCGCAUCCUCGUCUCAGCAUGCGGUUCUCGUCAAUGCCGGCUUUACCGCACUCAAUCACCUCUUGACUCGCCUGUCACGACAAGACCCCAAGCUCCUCGCUCGCGAGGCGCCCCGCACGCUGCCGCUCCUCAUUGAAAGGCUCGGCGAUCAAAAGGACAAGUACCGAUCUCUCGCCAUCGGAUCCCUGAACACUCUCUCCGGCGUGGCUCCGGCAGAUGUUGAGCGGUUCGUGCGCAACUCGGCUCUGGCUGGCAAACACCCCAGAGCCAAAGAGGGAGGGAUGCACUGGCUGUUACAGAUGCACCAAGAACAGGGAUUGCCCUUCCGAGGCUAUGUUCCUGUACUGAUGGAGCUUCUCGAAGAUGCCGACGGCAUGGUUCGAGACACUGCUAAGACCACUGUGAUUGAACUCUUCAAGACCGCGCCCAACACGGCCAAAUCAGAUUUGAAGCGGCAGCUGAAGAACUUCAAAGUUCGCCCUGCCAUAGAACAGGCCAUUGUCAAGGCACUGGCUCCCACGGGCGGUCGCUCAGAAACGCCCUCUGACGGGUUUGCGCAACAACCUUCCCAACCGAGCCGCCACAAUCUUGCCGCCAGUGUGCCGAACCUGGGAUGCGAGCGUUCCGUCACUCCCCUGCCAGAUGCCCAGGUCGAAGCCGUUGAGCCGCAAUAUGUCAACACAAAUCGCGAGCUGGACGAUAUAUUCAGGGACAUGGCAUUGUUCUUCGAGGGGCGGGAGUCGGAACAGAAUUGGAUGAAGCGUGAACAAUCCAUCGGCACGCUUCGACGACUGAAUGCUGGCAACGCAGCUACCGACUUUCAGGAUGUCUUUGUCUCCGGGCUUCGAAGCAUGCUUGAUGGCAUCAUCAAGGCCAUCAACUCUCUACGGACGAGCUUAUCCAAGGAAGGCUGUGGCCUCGUCCAAGAACUCGCCGUGUCGCUGGGGCCAGCCAUGGAUCCCAUGGUGGAGCUGCUCAUGCAGUCUCUCGUCAAGCUGUCUGCUGGCACGAAAAAGAUAAGCUCGCAAAUGGCGAACGCCACCGUUGACAAGAUCAUUAGCCGAGUCACGUACAACCAGCGUCUGAUGCAGCACAUUUGGAGCGCUAGUCAAGACAAGAAUGUCCAGCCCAGGACUUAUGCCACCGGUUGGCUGAAGACGGUUCUGAGAAAAGAAGCCGGCCACAAGAAUCACGUGGAGCACACCGGUGGCGUGGAUCUUAUGGAGAAAUGCAUUCGCAAGGGUCUUGGAGAUGCCAAUCCAGGCGUGAGGGAAAAGACGAGAUCAGCUUUCUGGGCGUUCUGGGGCGUGUGGCCGGCACGAGCUAAUGCCAUCAUGGCUGACCUCGAUUCCACUGCUCAGAAGCUUUUGGUGAAGGAUCCUAGCAAUCCCAACUCCCCCAAGAAGGCAGAAGAACCGGCUAGACCGGGUCUCGGACUGUCUAGAAGCACCAUGGCCUCGAGUAAGCCUAGCCUUCGCGAAGCCAUGAUGGCGCAGAAAAAGGCGACCAUGGCUGCCGCAAAGGACCUGCCAGCAAGACCCGGCUCAGCGAUGGCUCACAUCUCGUCGCCCGUCCGCACAACCUCGAGCAGCUCGAUGCAUUCCACCGCUUCGGCCAAAUCUGCCGCCACAAUGAGGACGCGCCCCGAAUCGACCCUGUCCGUCAACGCCGGAGGUAUGUCGGUGGCUCCCAUGCGGCCGACGCGACGUCGUCCGGAAAUGGCUGCUCGGCCGGCUACUGCCGGUCCAUACUCUGCGAGAGAAGAUGCUGGAUUGGAGGCAGGCAGCCCCGAGAGCAUCAAGUCGAGGCACGCCACCCCAAACAAACCCAAGGUCACCACGCCCAAAAAGACGGUGCCAAGGACUCGUCCGGCGGGGCAUAUGCAUCAGUCGCAUGUUGGCGAACCCAGCAUCCCCUCCCCAACCUUUCGGCACCCAACGUCGAAAGGUGUAGUAGUCUCACCUCGCGGCAGCCCCUCGACGUCGAAAUACUCGCAGACAUCGCCUCCUUCGGUCAGUCUGCUGAAACUGAGCGAGGAAGCAAAGGCGCCACCUCAUCUCCCCGCCCACCCCUGUGUCUCCUCCAACCAUGAAUUGGAGGGGGCUGCGCCCAGUCUUGAACAACAGCAACCACAGCAGCAGCCUGCAGAGACCAGGCGAGCCACUCCCUCCGCGGCAGCAAACAGCCAGGAAGAGGAGUUGGAGCCCCAAGCGGGGACAUUAUCCCGUGAGCUCAAGGUGUACGAGGACCCGUUCACCGACGAGGCUCCCCUCGCCGCGACGCCGACCUUGGGCGUUUCCGUGCUGGAGGAUAAGCCAGUGAAUGAGGGAGCGGGCAGCCUGGCCAACGGAAAUGACGUGCUUUCGGCGGCGGACCAACGGGCAGAGUCCCCGGACAAGACUGGGCAAAAUUCCAAGCUGAUCGACAGCGGCAUCACCAAGAUUAAGAACAAGAACCUCGAGGUCCACGGCUUUAGGAAGCUGCAGUCCCUCAUCCGGGACAGCAGGACUGCGCUGGCGGACGACAAGUUUGAGGCUCUGUUUCUGGGGCUGUUCAGAUACCUGGAAGAUGGGCUGCCCGGCAUGACGGCGGAGAAGGUGCAGGACGUCAAGGCCCAGAUCCUGUCCACCAUCAAGCUGCUGCUCAAGAGGGAGCGCGACAUGGUGCAGCCUCACAUUUCCAAAGGCAUGGAAUCGUUGCUGCAGGCGCGAGGCGCGUACGACACGAGGGCUCACAUUGUCAGCGGCCUGGAGCUCCUGGCCGACGAGCUCGUCACCAUUGGCGACGGAUCCGAGCUUGUCGCCGUUCUCACGACGAGGCUGCAAAGCUGUUCGGACGGCACGGCCGAGGGCUGCCGCACCCUCAGCAUGGGGCUGCACGUGCUCAAGGAGAUGCUGGAGAAGCGCGCCGAGUUUGCCCCGACGGAGGGCGAAGUGACGCGGCUGACGGCUCUCGCCGCCCGCUGCCUGGAGUCGGCUGACUCGGGGGUUCGCAUGGACGCCGUCAAGUUUUGCGUCUCGCUGCACGACCGGGUGGGCGACGCCGGGUUCUGGGAGAGCCUGAAGGAUAUCAGGGAGGAUCCCAAGAGCCUGAUUACCUACUACAUUGUGAAGAAGCGGCGCGAGCAGGGGGGUGGUUGCUGA